CGUCAUACGUGCGUCCUCGGUUGCUGAGCAACCGAAGACUACAUGGAAACAGGGGCUACACAGAAGAGUGUCUGCUUCUGAGCCAAGAUGCCCCGCUCUGCAACCAACUCCCGAGCUGACAAGCGAGGACAUAGGUCUUCUGUCCAAUUGUACACACCUCCAACGCCGGACUCGGAAGAGGAAGAUAUUAUCCCUGGUCGCUUAACUCACUCCCAAUGGACGGACAUGUUGAUCCAGGAGGAUGCGGAUGAGGCAGUGGGGGAGAUCAUGGAAGAACUGUUGAGCAAGGUCAUGGAAGGCUGUUUCAAAGUGUACAUUAAAAGACAGCUAGCACCUUUCUCCGCAUCCUGGGCCAAGAGCUACUUCACACAGAUUCUAGAGCGGCAAAUCUUGUGCCCAGAUGAAGGAGAACUACCAGAGGAAGCAUCUAAAACAGAAGACUCAGAGCCUAUGCCAGCAACUUCAGAUGCCUGGAUUAACGGAUGUGUGCCUGUUGUAAAUGCUAACCCUCAACCUCACCCUGCAGAACAACAGGAGGCUGACAUUGACCAGGUCCCAGUACAAACAGAGCCAAGAGUCAACCAGCAAUCUAAUGUUAUGGCCCAAACAAACAGCUCUCCAACGCAAUCUGAAAAGGUAACAAGUCCCAGGAGAUCGGUCAGUUACGAGCGCUAUAAAGUGCUUAGUCCUCGCCCCCCACCAAAAAUUGAUCUAAAGAAAAAGCAGCAUGUUAAUUUACCUCCCAAGCUGAUUCCAGGCAAAUUUCUGCCUCCCCUGUCCUGUUCAGUAGAAAAAAAGCAUGUGGAUGCAAAGGGUAAGGAUCGGACACAUUCUGUUUCUAACCACACGACUGGAUCAUCAUAUCAGCAGAAGCACUACCAACAUAUACCAAGGCUUGAUCACUCCAGCCUGCCUCGACACAGCAUCUCUCCUCAGUAUGAGAUCGUGGAUAACAGCUACACAAAACCCAACACCAAGAAACCAAGUGGACUAUCCAAACUAGACCCAAGAUAUAGCAAGCAGCAAACUGAGAGGACAGUAACCUCACCGAAGCAACUAACCAGCUCCAAGGAUCAACCGACAAAGUUUCAGAGGAGAAAUGAGGCCGAUAUCUGGCUGAAGAAAUUGUCUCCCUCUAGACAUAGAAAGGAUGGGUUGGCGUUCUCUGGGCCUCUGAGGCUGGACACAAUGGUUUUGGCCAAGGGUGUUUCUGUCUUGGAUCCCCAGGCAGUUGAAAUGAACCCUCAUACUUGUAACCCUCCUACCCAGUCUGCCAAGCUGAGGCUGAUACGAAGUGAUGCAGCUGUGCCACUGUUUUCUGUUGAUCAGGUUACCGCAGGUCCACCACCUCAGGUCACCCCAUUGUUUCAGUCCAAGAACUGUGACAACUGAUUAUAAAAUGUUGUGAUAAUACACUUGUAUUUAGAGCAAAAUUAGCAAUACAUUAUCAGAAUAAAAAAGAUUCUUCUAAUACAAGAGCACAUCAUAUAAUGUACGCUGUAGGCUAAAAAAAAAUUUGGGGAAAAAAUUCGGACUCAAUCCAUCUUUCCCUCCAUGUAUUUGUUAGCAACUCUGCAUUGGCAAUACAGUAGUGAGAUACACUGUGCACAUAUAAAAAUAGUACCUGAUAAACUGAAUACAAUAUAUGCAUUGUCAUUCCUUUGAUAUUAAUAUACAAUUACAGUAUAUAUAUAUAUAAAAAAAAAAAGCUAUGUGUUCUAGCAAUGCCUCCCACAACAUAUAGCAAAGAUAGAGUUAGAAGUACCUCAUAUAAAAACUAGAAAGGAAAUUUGAUUACAGGGGCUCUCAUGAGGGUUUUUUUCAAGUCUAUGUCCAUAUGUUUUUCAUGUGCAAAGCUCAACACCUACUGUGAGACUAAAAUGUGUUUCCAUCACUCUUGAACAUUACCUGAAACUCAAAACAAUAAAUGAAUUAUCCAAGUCA
Messenger RNA from Sebastes umbrosus (honeycomb rockfish), 1944 nucleotides. RefSeq lists its product as uncharacterized. The record is from RefSeq and is a predicted model, not a curated record. NCBI's taxonomy places the organism in Eukaryota, Metazoa, Chordata, Actinopteri, Perciformes, Sebastidae. Bases 88 to 1392 code for a protein of 434 amino acids. The transcript is spliced from 4 exons.